AUGUCGUGGACGGAACGCGGGCGCGGCGGCCGAGGCCAUGGGCGCACCGGCGGCCGAGUGAUCGCGCAGCAGUACACGAAUCACUUUGCCCAAAACACUGGAUCCAGCGACUCGACCUCUGAGCGCAGUGAGAGCGGCGAGAGCAGGCUCGACGAGGAAGGUGCUGGCAGCGAUGGCGACAAGAACGCCAGCAGUGAAGGCGACGAGGACGGCAGCAGCGACGAGCAGGAAGCAUCCGCCGCCGACGUGGUGGACGCGAUAAAGGAGUGUGCUGUGACCACGUCGACGCGCCACGUCCAGUGCGGCACGGCCAAACCAGCGUACAGCACGACGUACUUGCUCGAGAGCGAGAGAGGCCAGCCGGCCCUCAUCAUCGGCUACAAAUCCAUCUCGAUGAUGGACGCCUAUGCGCACAAGUCGGUGGAAGAACUGCGCUUUGAAGACUACCUCAAGCGCACCGAUAAGGAGGCGGCGCUCGCACAAGCCACGAUCGUGCCGCAACCCGCCGAGAAGAAGCCGUUUGCCGACACCCACAUGGUCGCUGCUUCCUCACACAGCGCGUCGCCGCCCAGUGGCCAAGCCAACGCUUUUGCAGCGACACCCGCGUCUUCGACCGGUGGUUUCUCGUUUGGCGUCAGCGACGGGUGGUUUCUCGUUUGGCUCGUCGUCCGCGCCGACAACGACAACGACAACAGCACAGCCGUCGGCAUAUUCGUUUAGAGGUGCCGCCACAGCUUCGUCCAGCUCGACAACUGGCUUCUCGUUUGGUGCUGCCCCCCAAUCCUACUUUGGCUACCCGCCAAGAACAGGCUUCUUUGGUGGAUCUUCAUCGGCG
Saprolegnia parasitica CBS 223.65 is the source of this 835-nucleotide messenger RNA. RefSeq lists its product as hypothetical. NCBI's taxonomy places the organism in Eukaryota, Oomycota, Saprolegniomycetes, Saprolegniales, Saprolegniaceae. The transcript has 2 exons. The coding region runs from base 1 to 720 and encodes 239 amino acids. The record is from RefSeq and is a predicted model, not a curated record.